UCCCGGUGUCUACAUAUUGACAUCGGAUUUCGAGGCUUUGGUGUUUCGCACGUUGUUCUGAAUUUCUCACAUUUCUCUUCUACUAUUUAUCUUAUUACAUAAGUUCCAGAAUAGACAUGUCGCAUACGAUACUUCUCAUCCAGCCGAACAAGAAGCCUGACGGGAGGACGUAUUCUGACUACGAGUCUGUAAACGAAUGUAUGGAAGGAAUCUGCAAGAUGUAUGAAGAGCACUUGAAGCGUUUGAAUCCCAAUUCCCCGAGCAUCACAUACGACAUAAGUCAGUUAUUUGACUUUUUAGAUCAACUGUCUGACAUCAGCUGCCUUGUGUUCCAGAAGAGCACAAACACAUAUGCGCCAUACAACAGGGAUUGGAUCAAAGAGAAGAUAUACGUUUUGCUGAGAAAGCAGGCAGGUGUAGGGGUGAAGUGAGUGUGAGGAAGCAGCGAUGACAACCGUCUUGGUCCGACGAUCAUUCCUUCCGUGUUUGUACAGUUUUUGGCUGCCAUGGAGUUGUGUACAGUGUGUACGUUGUGUGGGAUUGCAAUACUUGCGAUUCAAUGCGCUAGAUGAUACUGCAACGGAACCCUCGUCACAGAAACAUCCAAAUUGCUGCACUUUCCAAGGCCCUAGCUUUUUCUUUAACGAUUCAUCGUAACUGGGAGAGAUGCGAAGAAUGGAACAUAGAAAACUUUCGUUCUUCACAAUAAUUUUAUACAGAUAAUUUCUUACAGAUAAUUUUAUAACACACAGGCUCCACUUGCACGGACACCUUUUUUAGGGUGACAUAUUUUUGUUGUUUCGACGCGUUUCAGAUGGUCAUAUGUUUCGUGGUAGCUGGGGAACGCGCACCUCGUUAGUGGUGGCUGUAUGAUUUUUGCAGAUGCCAAGCAAGCGUAUAAAGCAGAAAUUCCCAACCUUUUACUGUUUUAGUCCACUGCCCCCUUGGCUCCAUAAGCUUAUACCCUGUGACCCCUGCUGUACCUUUUAUAUGCUUACGCCUACCACCUCCUUGGUUAACCCCACAGCUCGAGGGGGGCGACAUACCCACUUUACGAAAUUCUGGUCCAAAGCAAUGUUAAACUUGACGGGUGAGGAACAGUUACGACAAUGUUCUCGUUCUGAUGCAAUAUUUGGAUAAGAUUUUUCCCCUGGUGUAUUAGACAUUUGACCAAGUACAUGUCAGGUAGGUGGAACUAUAGGUUACUUCUUGCUCGUAUCAAAUAUAUGUUGGUGUCUUGCAUAGGUCUUGCACUUGUAUAAGUUGGAAUAAAAUUUUAGCACGGUUUUGCAUUAGCUAUCUAUUAAUCUACUGCCACUGCAGGUAAACUUUUUCCCAUUUUUUCUUGUGGUUGCGAAUUUGUCACCAGUUUUUCAGUGAGCAUUUGCGACACUGCAUACUCGAAAUGUUUUGCUUGGAAGAUUGUUGUAUUGUUGAGUGUAUUUAAUUUCACCACGUAGUAGGUUCAUUAUCCUGGGUCAUUUGUUGCACGGAAAACUGUACCUCGAACAUACUUUUGAGGGAAAAUUUGGUAAUGUAAGUGUGCCAAUAUGUUUUAUUGUAUUGAGUAGUGAUUGUGUUUUAUUUUGAUGAUUUUCUGAACACUUGACUAAACGAGCAGUCAUUGUAGUGUGUGCGGGGGGAUCAGUGGCGUAGCUUUCAGCAUUAUGUUCGGUUUGAAUUGUUCUACCUGUCAGUUUUUUAUAAUUUAAUAGUGGCUAUGAAGAUGUUUAGUUAAUUGUAGAUAAUUAGAAAUAAAUGGAAACAAGUUGAAACAUGCUGAUGGGUAUCUCUUGAAGUUGGCGGCUUGAUAUAUUUAUGAAACCUUGUGCUACCUUGUGCUAUAACAACAUUAUUGGCAUAUUAACUACUUGUUUAGAAAAGCAAACCAAUAAACUCUAAAACUAGUUAAUGCUGGAAACUAGAGUAACGCUAUUAGAUCGUCAAUAUUUAAGUGCAUUCUUCUUUACGCUAUAUCUUAUGUUGUAUACUUGACACCUACACGUGAACCAAGAGUUUUUGGGAAAAAAUUGUGUGAAUAUGCAAAUAGGAAAUAUGGAUGUGUCUGUGGCUGAACAUACCAAAAUGCAAAUGCAAUUUCUUGCAGUUGGGUUUCAAUAAACGUGUUUUAUCAUUAUUCUAUA
Molecule: messenger RNA, 2144 nt
Organism: Priapulus caudatus
Lineage: Eukaryota; Metazoa; Priapulida; Priapulimorpha; Priapulimorphida; Priapulidae
Product: enhancer of rudimentary homolog
Exons: 4
Coding region: 117-431 (104 amino acids)
Source: RefSeq, a predicted model, not a curated record